Rotaria sp. Silwood2 is the source of this 333-nucleotide messenger RNA. NCBI's taxonomy places the organism in Eukaryota, Metazoa, Rotifera, Eurotatoria, Philodinida, Philodinidae. The record is from the annotation of a GenBank genome assembly.
AUGGGUUACCAAUAUAGUGAUUGUUCAACAACAGCUCGCGAAGUUAAUGUUACUGAUGAUGAACAAUCAACAACAAUAACAGCACCAAGAUUAACACCAAAACGCAAAAGUUUUUUCUCAAAUUUUGAACGUAAAAAUAUUAAAAAGCAAAAGAUUGAUAAUUUUGCAUUUAUUACAGAUGAAAUUAUUAAUUAUUUUAACGAAGACGAUAAUGAUUCCAAUCGGUUUAUUCUAAUUAAUGAACCGAUUAAAUACAAAGUAUUGAACCAAUUGGCGAAGAAGUUGUUGGCAGUUCCUGCAACAUCAUCACCGGUCGAAGGAAUAUUUUCAUAA